Molecule: messenger RNA, 15763 nt
Organism: Porites lobata
Lineage: Eukaryota; Metazoa; Cnidaria; Anthozoa; Scleractinia; Poritidae
Source: the annotation of a GenBank genome assembly
AGCAAAGGUCAGACGUACCACGGAUAACAUCAUAGAUCUUGAGGUGGGUACUGUUCAACCUGUAUAAUUUAUAUAUCACGUUUUCAUUAUCAAAACUAUGAAUGAUUUCAAACAACAAUUUCUUUGUCUUAGUUUCGUUAAUAGAAUUCUUAGUCAGGUACAAGACGCGGUGACACUCAGCUUUUUGUGAUCCAUUACCUUUAACCUUUCGGCUCACCAAAGUUCAGAACAUGUUUGGCAGAAAUUCUUCGACGUCACAAGUCUGCAGCCCGAGAUUUCAUAAGAGCAAUAACACAAACUAAAGGUCGAUAAAGGAAUUAUGAAAUUACUUUUUACACUAAUAGUUGAGAUAAUCGUUCUCAAAUAUUUUUGCCUCAGAACUGAGACGCUUUGAAUUAGAUAAUUUUCGUUACAAUGCUAAAUGAAAGCCAGAAAAGUUACAACAGAAAUAUAACUUGUAAGUACUUCUAAAUAUAGUAUUUUAUAAACACACAAGUUGUUUCAUGGUUCGGUGGCUGUUAAUAGUAAUUGACUCUGAAAUGACAGCAUGCAAAGGUCAUAACAGAAUUUCUUGAAAUAUCAGUUGUUUACAGAAAUGACAGUUUCGUGUUGGCAUUUUCUCACCUUUUGUUAACAUCAUAAAUUCCAUUAUGUAGUGGAACCCCGCUCCGAGAACAACCGUAUAUAAGGGAAAGAUAGAUUCCUUUGUCCUCACGAAAAGUUCACAUAUUUUCUCUAAAAUUAACCCGGCUAAUACGGAAAGCAGUUAAUAUACAGUCAACACCCCGAACUACACCGACGUUAUUUUGAAAGGGUGGGAAAUCUAAAUCUUGAAAACCUGUCAAAAAGUGCCUACAAACAGUGACCAAUAAUAAAUGUUUGGUCCUUUGACUCUUAAUUGCAACUCAGUUGUCAAUAAAUUUGCUGUUUGCAUGAAUUCAGUUUUCAUUUUUUGAUGAACAGAUGUAUCUUCCGAUAUAAAUCGAUGACAUCGGUCAAAAUCAAAAUAAAUCGAUAAACGAAACGAGUGUGUCAUCGAUUUCUACCGAUUGAUCGUUACAAUAAAUAUCAAUCAAAUCAGAUCGACCGAUUUUUAUCGAUCGAUUUCUCCGGGGUCAAUCCCGCUAUACGGACACUGUGCUAAUUGUAAACAUUGCACCCAUUGUGAAAAUGGCAGAUUUCUACUAAUACGAAGUCUCGUUACUACAAAAAGUCAGUUGGCUUUUGAACUUCAGAGUUCACAUGCUUUUGAAAAGUGCAGUAAUGCGUGACGAAGCUCUAAGUACGUCUGGGUGGGAGGCUAUCCAUUUACCUUUUUAGAAAAAGACUGGUUAAUAUAGAAAAAGGAAAAAUCUGCCAAAACACCUGAAACCGAGUGAAUUGAAAACAGCCGCAGCAAAAGAAAAAAAAAUUCAUCAAGUUCGAUCACAGUAGUAGGCUUGGAAAAGAAUUUUUCCCUGUACUUUCUUCCUGCUCUAGCCGCUUCCUGCAUGCUUUAAGGUGACGGUUACACUUCACGAUUAGCCUGUUCCAGGGGGGAGACUAGAGGGGGAAAGGGGGUGGGAACCUCGCUCUCAGCCCCCCUCGUUCUCUACUAUCUGAAAGCCUGGAACAGGCUACUGGACGAUAUGCAAGGACGAUUUUUAGCGGAACGCAGCGUUGCAAUAAUAAUGAUUUAGAAAGGUUUUGUAGUAUGUUUAAUAAUUGCCCCGUACGGAUUUCGCCCAGAUGGCGAAAUCCCGAGGAGGCACUCUAGACUAGUAGCUCGCACGUAUAUUAAGAAAAGUGCUUACAGUUGAAAUAUACAGUCAGUAUGCCAGAAAAAAAAAUCUUUAUUUGCUUGAACAGGAUCCGCAUCGAAUCGUUGGGUAUACGUAAUGAUGACGUUUCUAUUGUUCGCGCCCGCAAGUAAGAGGUGGUUAGGAUGACGUUAAACAGAAAAACCCGAAGGGAUCGCCUAGGUACAUAUUGCGACAUUAAUUGUACAGUCAUACUUCGAUACUCUUUUGCGUUACGUAUUAUCACGUUCACAUCCUGUGUAGCAGCUGUUUUGAAAGUUAUGGACCAAAAUACACCCGUUAAGCGCAGAUGAAGUAGUUAUAAGGUGCGUGAAGCUGUGUAUAAACAAACACUUGGAGAGUUUGCCAGAUACGAGUUCACUGACAAAUCUUUGAUUGGAAACAAUUUGCCAGACACUCUUUUAUGAGGGUAUAUCUAUGCCAAAAUUCAAUAACCUAAAAGCGAAAAGGGUUCAGUCAAAUCUGAAAUAUACCGAGUCAAAGUUGGUAAAAAAAGACCACGGUAAAAGGAAGAAAUUCUAAAAAAGCCACUAUCAUCUGGGUAUCACACAGAAAAAGGCAACACGCAAAGAGGCAUCACGCAAAGAGGCAUCACGCAAAGAGCCAACACGCAAAAAGGCAAAACGCAAAGAGGCGACAAGCAAAGAGGCAUCACGCAAAGAGCCAACAUGCAAAAAGGCAUCACGCAAAGAGCCAGUACGCAAAGAGGCAUAAACGCUAAAAGGCAACCCGCAAAAUUCAGGGCGGAAAAACGUAAUGAGCAUGCGUGAACUUUUUUUCCCAGAUCCCCUGGCCGGGUUUGAAAAAAUGGCGGGAUUUCAAAUAUUUUAUGGCCUAAAAAUAAAGUGUUUUCACUCAUAACCUGAAAAGAACAGGCAAUUUGUCUUCAAAAGUUGCAAGCUGUGGUUAUAACCUUGUCGUUACUUAAUUUUCUCGAAGAAUACCUCAUAUUAAAACGGACUUUAACGACAUUAAUUUCCUUGCGUUGUACUGGAAAUGUGCAUGCGUAGGUCCGAUUUUUUUCAAGAUGGAUUCACAAAAUGUGUUCAUAUAAGGAAGUUCCUGGAUAUAUAAGGUCCGGAGCUCCACUGUGGACACAAAAACAACAUAUCUUUCGACAGUGAUUUGCCCAAAAAAAUUAACGCUUGCCCACAAUGUGUUUGAAGUCACUGAACUUUGUCGCACUCGAGCUGAUAUUUUAAAACCCUCGCUCGAUCGGACACUCGUAGUUUCGCAGAUCACUAAAAUAUAAACAAAAUGCUCAAUGUAGAAGUUAUUGCGUUGAUAUGUGGGCAGAAAAAAGGUCAAUCUUUAUCUAGUAAAACCUUCCCAAAAAUCGGUUUAAAAGCAACUAUAGUUUUUUAAACUUGCUCGUUUCGCGCAGAUAUAUAAAUUUUGCUUUGUGGUGUCAAGUUGAAAACGCAUAACAUCUGUCAAAAACCUACGCGUAAGUAGGAUUUCCUUCGAAUAAAGUUAAAGUUACAUUACUUCAAAAACUUCUUACUGACAAAGAAGAAAUGAAUUUUCUAAGCGAAAACAACCUACCUAAAGAUCUCAAAAGCCAAAGAUCCCUUGCAACUUGGCAGCCAAGCCAUGAUUCAGCAUUUAGCUAUUUUCAAUAAGCUUAACAAGUCCAUGCGAGGGUCUUCGUUUAAGCAAAUUAAACUCAGCCGAUCAUUAGAAAAUACAGAAAAUUGCACAUAAGGGUUUGUUUUGCUCGCCUCAGUCAAAUCAAGCUGCAGCAAUUGUUUACGGGAAAAGAGUCAAUUGUUUUGAACUCACUGCCGGCAGUUGUCGUUCUCUACUUCACAGCCAGUGAAAAGGACAAUUUGCGUACAGAAAGUUAUUCUUAUAAAGAACAGAACCUUUCACAGUGCACUGGAAAACAAAACAAUGUGAUGAAAAAUGAAAAAAAACUCUGACCAUUAUUACUUGGGCAACAGAAAAAUGACCUUGGUAAGCUUGCUGGCCUUCUAUUUCCGAGAAAGUUUAAUAAGCACACAAGUUUGUUCACUCUGAUGCGUUAUAACAGCAAUGUGGUUCUUUGACUGAACACAAAGAUAAAGCUGGUUCUGCAAAGGUAAUAAAUCUGGGCAUGUAAAAAAAGUAACCAUAACUACUAAUAACAGAAUACAAGCGGGUUUUAAUUCAACCCGGCGAAAUCAACUCAUAAAUUAAUCGAAUGCACAAUCAGAAAAACACUCGCCUCUUAAGAAAUGUUCAAAACCUUUUAUUCCACCUCAGACUGACGGAAUGAUCCAUUUUUCCUUGAACAUUGGUUGUUCUGAAUCCAAAGUAAUUUUCAAGCGACGAAAAAAAAGGAAACAUGUCAAAUAAAAUUAAAUGCUUUACAGGGAGCAAACGUUCGCACCUCGUGCAUUUCACUCAGGACUCCAGCAACAAACAAACGCAGUCAACACACAGAAAAGCCCGCCUUGAGCCUGCGAUAAGGGAUGCGCAGAAGCUUGCGCAGAACGUUUUUCCGCCCUUAACCCGCAAAAAGGCAUAACAAAAAAGGCAAUUUGCAAAAAGGGCAUCACGUGAUAAGUCUACUUAGGAUUAUUUAGUACAUACUGCAAGAAAACGGAAAUAGUAUUCGAACGAGACAUUCCAUCUUGUUCACAUAUGGUGGAAUCAUCCUCAGAUUGACGGCAAUAUUCCACUGCUAUUAACGCUGCACGAAGAACUGCUAAAACCUGUCCGCCGUCUUGGUAAAGAUGUGCCUAUCUCAAAAAUAAAUCAAUUUCCAGCCGGAAAGAAAUGCAAUCGCUGUCAAUUUCGCUUUGGACUUGUUGUAAUAUAUCAAUAAGGGCACGCCUAAGUUACUGAAUAAGCACCUCACGAGGUGAGCAAGACGGAAUGUCUCGUUCGAAUACCAUUUCGGUUUGCUUGCAAUAUGUACUAAAUAAUACUGUUUAAGAUCCAGGCCUGGAUCCUAAGUAAACUUAUCACGUGAUACCCUUUUGCAAAUUGCCUUUUUUGCGAUUCCUUUUUGCGUGUUGCCUUUUUGCGUUAUGCCUCUUUGCGUGAUGCCUCUUUGCGUGUUGCCUUUUUCUGUGUGACACUCAGAUGAUAGUGGCUUUUUUAGAAUUUCUUAACUGGAUGUAAAAUGAACUGGAUGUACCUUUUCUUAUGGUUUAUAAUGAACUAUUAUCGAAACUGAGAAGUUUUGAUCAAAGCUGUGUAAAUCGAACUUAAUCAGUGCAUGGAACCUUGCGUUUCCUGUGUUUAUCUCACCUAUUGUAUGGAAUAUGUGAAAAUGUUCCUUAUGAAUCGGUAUAUUUCAAAGAGCUACACAACGACCAAGAAUACUAUAGAGAGGAGAAAUCGUUACUUCACGUUGCCAUGGUAGCAAAAUUUUUGGAUGACGACAAUAUUGACCGACAAUAUACAGAGCGAGGGUAGCUGUAGUGUCAACUAUUACUAGUAACAAUAACUGUAAAAGGAGGAAGACGGGACUAGGAAUGGCUUGGAUUAAUUGAUUAUAAGAAAAAAGCAUUUAAGAGAGUGUCUCUGUAAGAGCGGUCCCGUCGAUUUUGCUUGAGACACAGAUUUAGCUCAUUUCUUGUGUGUUGUAAGACAUUCAUGUACCUAUACUAAAACCACAAUCCGUUUGAUCGGAUCUCUUUAUCUUUCAGAGUUUUACGGAAAUUAAAUUUCACUCAAGCGAAAGCCUGUCGUGACACUUUUCAAGACGUUAAUUUGAGGCAACUUUGGCGGGCAAUUUACAACAAACUACGGAACUCAGCAAAAAACAAAUACCACAGCCAUGUAUGUUAACUCUAUCUUAUCCAUCGAGGCGACUUUCGUGAACAUCACGUUUCAAUCAAGCAAACAGGAAGACUUGAACGACACCUUAUCGGUUCGCUUAAGUCACACACGCGAAAACCGAUCAAAUUCAAGGUACAUUUUGGAAAAAGUGAGGCGUUCUUAACUGAUCCAACUAAUAUGGCUAGGAAGUAGGUGCCAUAGAAAAGAUAACUACGGAAAAAAACUUUGCGGCCCGACCUUUACUAAAACUUUAUAACUCCGUGAACUUACCUAAUUUUCGGCAAUCUCCAAGUUUUGCCGCCAUUGUGAGGGACUUGUCAACAUGAAGCGUAGCAGAUAUAAAUGGAGCAGGUAGAUCUAAAACCGUCAGAAAUACAUACAAAAGCAUUCAAAUGAACUUCACUUUCAAUUCAAGGGGCAAAAUUUGAAAUUGUUCGUUAAACCUACCAUUCCUACAUCCCCAUUCGACCAUUUCUUCCAACAAUUCACUGGCACUACAACUAGUGUUCGAAUUUCGGUGUGGGUGGCGGACUUAUCGCCAUAAGAUAUUCGAAUACAUGCUAAAAAAGCUUUAGGAGUCUCAGUGUAAACAGCGAAGGUAUGCUUCGUGGUACAGACAACUUUUAUUUUAUUCUCAAAACUUUUUCCUUUAAAUUGGAACUGGUAUUAAUUAAUAGAGUUAUUUAAAUAUUUUUAACCGAGGUACCCAUAUGACCUUUUGGCUUGUCCUCAGUGGUAUAAAAUAAGGUGUCUUUUCUUCCAGAACCUUUUAUUUAGGCGUUAUUGCACGGAAUGAACACUACACUUAGAAGGUUUGUUCUAAAUCAUUUUUGCUGUUCCCAAGAAUGUAUGCAAAAUCAUUGCUUUAUACAAAGCUGCCUCUAAAAUAUCAUUUAUGACUUGUGUGACUACGUCAAGGAGGAAAUAUUGAACUAUUUUACUGUUUCCAUGCUUAAGGAAAUCUGUACUUUCUUCGAGCUCCCAUUUAAAUGGGAGUCGUGCAGAGGCAUGUAUGGGGCGAAGGCAACCCAAAAAAUUAGGAGCAGGGGGAGGAGCUUAUUCAGCCAGCCUUUUGCAUGUAUUUGUAUAUACAAUGUAAUAAGCGUGGUACACCAAAAAAUCGGUUUACUUAUAGAACUCUUUGUCGUUGUCGUGUGAAAAAAAAAAGUACAGGAAAAUUGCAAAUGAAAAGAAUAGGGUUUAGUGAUAAAAGGUCACAUCGAAUCAAGGAAUGAGCUGAAACUAACAUAGUUCACUUGACAAUUGUAUGUCAGGCUUAUAAGUGGAAAACGCUAAAAACUGUACAUUGCUAGUUUUAUUUACACCUUUCGCCGGUAAAUGACACUGGUUACUGUUACGGAAAAUCAUAUUUUAGAGACAGCUUUGUAUAAAGCAAUGAUUUUGCAUACAGUGGAACCCCGCCAUACGACCACCCCGUUAAUACGACCACCCCGUUAUUACGACUACUUUUUUGUGGCCCGAACACAAGCCCACUCAUUUUCUUAUCUGAAAACCCCGUUAAUCCGACCACCCCGUUAUUACCACCAACGACCACCUUUGGGAGUCCUGAGUCGUUAUUUUCUUUAUAAAAUUACCCCGUUAACACGACCAGUCAAAAUGCUUGGUGGGGCUGCUGAAUGAAAACAGACACAAUCUGACAACAAUAACGCAUUACUAAUAUUUUAUUGGAUGUUUUUUUGUGUUAGUAGUUAGCAUGACAUCCGCUAAAUUGCAGUGUUCAGUAAAAAGAAUGCAUGAAUAAAUAAUACAAAAGAUCUGAAAGACUUCACUUUGCAGAAUCUCGAGGCUCUCAAAGUUAUUUUGCCUUCUUGUUUCUGCUGCCUUCCACUGUGGCUUUUCUCUUCGAGUCCAUUUCCUGUUCUUCUCUCACAGAUCGGUUAUUUGGAAUGUCUAAUAAUUUGUUAAGCAUAUCAACCUUUCUUGGCUGUCCAGUAAACUUGUAAAUGCAUGGAAUUUCCAUCCCACAUACUCUCCAACAUUUCGCAAGCCUUUUCCUUUCAAAACAAGAAGAUUAAACUGAAAGAAGUCAGUGUUUUUUCCAUGGCCCGAAGGUGGUCGUAGUAACGGGGUUCCACUGUACAUUCUUGGGAACAGCAAAAAUGAUUUAGAACAAACCAUCUAAGUAUAGUGUUUCUUCCGUGCAAAUAACGCAUAAAUAAAAGGUUCUGGAAGAAAAGACACCUUAUUUUAUACCACUGAGGACAAGCAAAAAGGUCAUAUGGGUACCUCGGUUAAAAAUAUUUAAAUAACUCUAUUAAUUAAUACCAGUUCCAAUUUAAAAGAAAAAGUUAUGAGAAUAAAAUAAAAGUUGUCUGUACCACGAAGCAUACCUUCACUGUUUACACUGAGACUCCUAAAGCUUUUUUAGCAUGUAUUCGAAUAUCUUAUGGCGAUAAGUCCGCCACCCACACCACCCCGCGCCGUACUGUUUUCACUCAGCGGUUGGUCAGCGGUCACGUUUAUGAGGUAAACAUGGCGAUCACUUCCUGAUCACCGUUCUUGUCGAUCAGAAAAUCAAAAUACCAGCGUGAUAUGGCCUCGAAGAUGACGCAGUUAUGUUGUUUGAUUCGUACUUCACAUGCGAGUCGAAGCUUGGCUGGCACAGGUUAUUUCUUACGGUGGAAUCGUCGAGGGAAAUUCGAACACUAGUUGUAGUGCCAGUGAAUUGUUGGAAGAAAUGGUCGAAUGGGGAUGUAGGAAUGGUAGGUUUAACGAACAAUUUCAAAUUUUGCCCCUUGAAUUGAAAGUGAAGUUCAUUUGAAUGCUUUUGUAUGUAUUUCUGACGGUUUUAGAUCUACCUGCUCCAUUUAUAUCUGCUACGCUUCAUGUUGACAAGUCCUUCAAAAUGGCGGCAAAACUUGGAGAUUGCCGAAAAUUAGGUAAGUUCACGGAGUUAUAAAGUUUUAGUAAAGGUCGGGCCGCAAAGUUUUUUUCUGUAGUUACCUUUUCUAUGGCACCUACUUCCUAGCUAUAUUAGUUGGAUCAGUUACGAACGCCUCACUUUUUCCAAAAUGUACCUUGAAUUUGAUCGGUUUUCGCGUGUGUGACUUAAGCGAACCAAUAAGGUGUCGUUCAAGUCUUCCUGUUUGCUUGAUUGAAACGUGAUGUUCACGAAAGUCGCCUCGAUGGAUAAGAUAAAGUUGAUAUACAUGUCUGUGGUAUAUUACUUUCGCUGAGUCCCGUACUUUUUUGUAAAUUGUCCCCCAAAGUUGUCUCAAAUUUAAGUCUCGAAAAGUGUCACGACAGGCCUUCGCACGAGUGAAAUUUAAUUUCCGUAAAACUCUGAAAAAUAAAGAGAUCCGAUCAAACGGAUUGUGGUUUUAGUAUAGGUACAUGAAAGUCUUACAACACACAAGAAAUGAGCUAAAUCUGCGUCUCAAGCAAAAUUGACCGGACCGCUCUUACAGAGACACUCUCUUAAUUGGUAUCCCACCCAUAGAUACUUGAAUGUAUGAGGAUGAUUGGCAUAGUUCAGAAUAUGGUGGUUUUCAUCCAAAACACCAGUGGAAGAGAGUAUUAACUACUACUUUUGUGGAAAAGUCGAGCUCUCUGCGGCGAUAAUAGCCUCCCACGCAAACGUUCUUAGGGGUUCGUCACGCGUUCCUACCCCACGAACGUGGUUCGUGGGGGAGGAAUGAUUGCGUGACGAAGCCCUAAGAACGUCUGCGUGGGAGGCUACGGCGAUAAAAUAGUCGCCUUUCUCAAGUUAACACCAGUUUUCAGGUAUGUAGUCUUUUUUGGUACUCUACAAAAAAUGUUUUUAAAAACUAGCGUAAAUUUGCCUGCGAUUUGUUAAGAUUCCUGUCGGGUGCCCAACUUUAAAGUUCGCCGGAAUGCUCGGACGUUGAAAAUCUAGCUAUGGAACAAACUACGCGCUGACUCCCUUUGUUUACCCUGGAAGCUCCUCGUCACACACGAGAAAAAAACCUCUGGUACCUAGGGUACCCUUUGUUAAGAGCUGUCGGAGAGUUGCGCAAUCCUUACUUUGAAACUGUUUGUCGCUGCGUUUGUGUUGCAAAGCAUUGCAAAUUUUUGUUAUUUAUUGAAUUAAAAAUCCAGUUAACAUGUCCUGGUAUUCCGUAGUUUUGAAACUGCAUUUCUCAAACUCAUUAAUAAUUCAUAAAGAAAAUUCAAAGGAAAUUAAUGUUUAAUGAGUGUUUGGAUAUCAGAUGAAAAACUGCUCAUUUUUGCAUCCUUAAUUUCUCCUUCAAAAGUGAUUUUGUUUGAGAAGAAAUAUCAAACAUUCGACACAGUGUUUCAUCACCAGAUGAAACACCUCGAAGUUCGUCAAAAAUACUCCGCUGCGCGUCGUAUUUUCAACUGUCUUCUCGGUGUUUCAUCUGGUGAUGAAACACUGCGUCUCAUGUUUGAUAUAUUACUUAUAACACUAUAUAGAACUGUUGAGAUUCCUCAUCCAGGCAGGAAUGAAUGAACUGCAAAGUCAAUAUCUUGUUACACUUUGUCCCUUUCCUGCUUGGUUGUGUUCGUGAAAAAAAAAUCUGUUGCGGAGCAGGGUAGUACCGUGUCAUGUUCUUAUUAUUCUCUUCCUAGCGGGUAGAUUACACUGUGGAGGAUUCCAAACUUUUGAAACAGAGCAAAUCUUAGCAUUGCUCAGAUUGCUGUUUGUCUGACGUUUAGAGAUCAUUUCCUGUUCUAUUUUUUUUUUCUGACAGGAAUUGACCUCUGAUGAAUUCCUGCUAUGCUUUGUUACACGUUGUUUUCAGGAUGUUAAAUUUUCACGACAGUGUGAUUAGUAUAUGUAGUCAAAUGGUGACGAGCCGUAAAAUCAGAGAAUAUCCCAUUUCACGCGCGUUUUGUUGGUUUUCGGUUGAUUAAUCGCAAAAUUAAAUUCGUCCAAAUUUGGUCAACAGUAGCUGGUUAUGGUGAAUUUUGCGUGUGCUUGUAGCCAAUCAGAAACGGAGAAAUAUUUGAAUGAAUAAUAAUGUUAUUUCGAGUAUAAAUAUUGAUUUAUUUUUUAAAGAUAAAGUGUAGUGUAGCUCUUUUUACGUAAAGUUGUAACGCUAGUAUCAGAUUGUCAAGUUUAUGUAAUGUUGUAAAGUCAUUAAUAAAAUCAUUUUUGCUGAAAAAAAUCUUCAUUUUCAUUUACAAAAUGUUCAUUUCAAAAUACCCAUGCAGAUAAUAGUUUCACACAACACUGAACUACCUUCUUAGGGUUAACGUGUGUAGUGCGUAAGUCAUAACUAUCACUAAUAAAAACCCGAAUUCAUUGCGUAGGGCUUCUUUUGGACGAAGUGAAAAUUGACCACGUAAACUAUUUUUUUGCCCAGCAUGAGAAGUGACAAAGUCGGCUUAAACUCUCGUUAUUUUUUUUUAGUAUCGUGAAACGGCCCAAUUGUAAAUAGACUCGAUAUAUUCUUAGGUCAAUUUAAUUUUUCUUGCGGUAAAAUAAUAUUGAUUGUUUUAACUGCGUACGUGCUAUUUGAGAAUCGCUUUCCAUAGAACUUUGCGAUCGUGUGAGAACUCAGCGUGUAAUAAAAUAAUAAUAAUAAUAAUAAUAAUGAUGAUGAUGACGAUGAUGAUAAUGAGGGUCUAUAAUAACAAGCGAAGAGAUUUGGUCAUCUGUGUAAAAUUUCCAUGUUUUUUCUAGCAGAAUAAGCUUGUUUCCUUUCUUUUCAUUGGCUUUUUUGCGCACGGGUAUUUUAAAAGAGGUUUGAGUGUCUUCUAUAUCAUCCAAAUCAAGUGCACUAAAUGGGUUUAUUUUUUCUAAUAAAUAGAAUUUACUCUGUUUACACUAUAGCUGGAUUUUUUACGUCUGAACAAAUACUCGAGUGACACAAACGACGAAAAAACAAAUGUAUGUCAGCUGCCGCCUCCUUAUUGGCAAACAUAACUGUCAAAUCUAACACGUCUUGUGCAUUCAUCCUAGCCUUAAUGGUUCAGCCUUGCCUUUGGCUCAAAACGGUCACUACAUUAAAUAAGGUUAGUCUUGAUAUCUUUUAUGAAGCUCGAUGGAUAAUUUUGUAUACAUGUAUGUAGGUUUCAUUGCACGAAGCCCCCUGCACUCUUGCCGCCAUGCGUCCUCCCAGAGCUGGCCUGUUGGCAUUGACCGUUGGCUCUAUUAAAACUUUCUACAAGGUGCAGUUGCUUUUUACGCUUACCAGUAGGUGAACGAGGGCCGAGGUUAAUAGCUAAGGUUCAAAUAUUUUUGCUUCUCAGAUCGAUCCCUGUCAGCCAAUACCUUUAGUCUCUUCAGGGGAAUUUUCACGGCAUCAAGAAAAAGGUCGAAGAGAAUUGUUCUCAAUGUAAUGUCUAUUCAAACAAGAAAAAAUGAUCUCUUGAUUCAAACGAUCCUUAAGGACUUCACAUCAAGCUCGAGACAAAAUCCUAAGGCACAAUAUAAUCUAAAAUUAAGACAGGGCUUCACUUUAAUUUUGAGCCAACGUCAAACAUUUUUUUUUUGGUGUUCGGCGUUAGGAAAAUGCAACACAUAAUCAUGGGAUCCCUUUGGUACUUGGGUAUCCUGUGGUACUCGAUGGUGACCUUUUCAUUGACCCUUUUCCGUCGUACGUCUGCAUUUCUGCGUUAUUUUUUCUUUUUUCAGCAUAUGGGCACGUGUAUCACCUUAGCUCCUUCAAGUUCAACAAGAUGAUUGUGUCAAAAUCACGGUUAUUUGAAUUCGGCAAAUGAAUGAACUUUGGAGCUUUUUUCGAAGUUAGGAAGACACAAAUAAACAUCAGAUAACAUUUGUGCGUUUGGGUCUGUUUAUAUAUUUGAAGUUAUACCUCUCACAUGCACGAAAAACAUUCUAGAAUAUAGUACGUUUGAAGAAUUUUAGCCGCAUAUCAGUGAUAACGUUUAUUUUACAUGUGAGGCUUUAUCCACGCCUGCAUCAUAGAAGAACUGAAAUCAUGAUCAUGAUCAGUCUUCGCAUAAUGGCAAAAGGUUUUGUCCAGUUCACUGAUAUCGCUGUAGAAAUCUUGCAAAAAACCCCGAUAUGUUUCUUUCGCUCUUAUGAUCAUUUUUUAAUUCACUUUUCAGGUUGUAUCACGUAAGAAGCCCGGAUAACCUUCGAGGCUACCAUGCUUUUGAAGUUUGCAAAAGUGACAUGUUUAUCUUUUUAACAAAAUAGAACUUUUCACGAUCUAUAUCGCAUUUUUAUCGACCAAACUUGAUUGAUACUUUGAAACAAUUAUUUUAUUAAGAUAGGUGGAAAGUCAGCAUUAUUUAUUCUGGGCAAAAAGCCCGGCGAUUGAAAAAACUCCUGGACAUUUUUUCUCCUUCGAAAACUUCAAAAGUCCGUUGUACCUUUCCCGACUUCGCUGGUCUUCUAGCAGCGAUUCUUAGACAUUACAAAAACGCCAUUUUAGGACAUAACCAAAAGGGCUACAAACAAAUAACCGCCGUUCACGUCUCCUUCAGGGUCGCUCGCGUGUUUCGACGUGUUGGUGGCGAAAAGUUACCUUGUCUUCCGCCAGCCGGAGUUUAUUAAAAGGAACAACAAUAGGCACUGACUUCCGAGUUCCAAAAACCCUCACUUUCAAAAUGAGGCUAGGUGCACAACCUUACAGGUGAAAAUGAGUUUUUAGGCUGAGCACCUGCCCUCGUUUUGAAACAGAGGCCCGGGGGAACUCGGAAAAGGCCUAUUGAAUCUUAGCGUCAUGAACUUCCGUUCAUAGUUACCACUGAGAACAAGCUGGCAAGUUUUAAUUCCAGUUUACGGUCAUGCAUAAUACUAUUGCUACUAAUAAGACCUUUUGAAAAUUAUCACAAAGACUUCCCAGUCUCAAUGUGAGGACUGCAAAUUUCCUAUUGAAACUACAUACGAAUAAUUUUACAUGACUGUCCUGCCGUGAAAAGCUUUCCUAAUGAACUUCAAACGUUCUGAAAACAUAACAAAAGUGCUACGGAAAUUCUUUAGGGCUGUAAACCCAAAUCACCACCUUUUCCCUGUCAAAUCAUUAUCAUCUGCCUUGCUAGAAACAAUUUGAAAGAAAAAUUGCGAUCGUAAACGGAAACCACACGAAAUACAGAAACAAAAAUGUGAACCUCCCUGUGCAUUUCUGAUAUGUGUUGUGGCUUCUCGGGUUACAGUCAAACCAGGUCAAGCGUUCCCGUCGCUAACAAACUAAUGAAUUCAUUAAUGGCAAAAUGAUUUCGUUUGUUGAUUCGAUAAUCCAUUCAUAAAAUGAAUAAUCCAACGGUCAAAUUGUACCUCGAUUCAAUAAUCAAAUGUUGAUUUGGUUUAUGAACAAAAUCCCCACCUGUUCUUUAUUCUUGUCUGUUGUAUUCAAUCGUAUUUGCUUCCCUUUUCCUGCCGUUUGCGAUUGCGUUUUUCAUUGCCUUUAAUCAAAAUAACAGCUAGAAUAGACAGACCGCAAACGCAAAGAAACUGACAAAGGCCGAGGAUCUAAAUCCACCAAUCAUCGCACAUACACUGACCUCAGUUUGACCGUCGUGUUUUCUAAGAGGUCAGGCCUAGGUCUGUUGCACUGAUUAUUGGCAGCAAACUGGCGUACAUGUAACAGUUUGUUUGGGUUUGAACUUCAGAAAUCGCCAGCACUCGACUCUCAGAAAAAAAAGAGGAAAAAACAAAAUUCUGAGGUCAACUUGUGGAAAGUGGAAUUUUUCAAAAAACAGUAAUCGAAUCAACAUUCGAUUAUAGAAUCGAGGCUAAAUAUGACUAUUGGAUUGUUCAUUUUAUGAAUGGAUUAUUGAAUCAACAAACGAAAUCAUUUUUCCGUGAAUGAAUUCAUUAGUUCGUUAGCGACGGGAACGCUUGACCUGGUUUGACUGUAAUAUUUUCAAAUGUGUUUUUGUUUAUUUAUUUAUUUAUUUUUUACAUGGCUUGCUUGUGUUACUAUAGUGUAUACCUUUGUUGUGUUUUGCUUUAGUUUAAUAAAUUUAUCGAUAAUAUAUAAAUAAAGUUCUCAGUGAGAACGACAUUCAAAUUGUAUAGUACAUUUAAUCGCUGUUUUCGUGAAAGUAGCCUCACGAAUUGCAAAAACAAAUACAAUAAAAAACAGCACAGCAGAGAGUCAGAACCGAAAGUAUGCGUAGCAAAGAGCAUCUCGAGAAAAAAUAUCAAAAGAACGGCUGAAAUUCGGAUAAUAGCCCACUUUCGAUAUAUUAAAAUUCCAACAUGACUCCGAGGCUUUCUGCAUGGUCAUUUUUCUAUAUUUGGUUUGGUUUUCUUUGUGCUCAAGUCUCUUCUGAGAAUUGCGAAACAAUGGAGUCGUGAAAAAUUUGAAAUUUUGACCCUAAAGCCUCGGAGUCAUGUUGAAAUCUUAAUAUAACGAACGCGAACUUAGGCUAUUGCCAAAACAGUUUUGACGUCAUUAUCACAUUAUAUUCAUUCCAAUAUUACAAAAAAAAUGAUAUCACAAUAAAGCACAUGCAUGAAUCCUUUUUACUUUCCUUCUCCAAUUUACUCAUAAAUUCAUUUGAUUUUUUUCUAAAGGUAGACGAGCAAUAGUAAGAAAGCUCUGUUAAAGUGAAGUUGGAAGGAGAUGGAAAACCGAUCCACUAUGUUUUCUUUAUCCGAGUGCAUCACUUGGUUUGCUUUAUUCCUUACCGAGUCUGUUGCCAUAGUAACCGUGAAUCUCCUAUCAAUCAUCAUUUUUAUAAAGAACAGUAACCUUCGCACCCGUGCCAUGUACUUGGUUAUUAACUUGACCGUUGCUGAUAACUUUGUGGGAGGAAUUUCCAGUAUUUUUCUAUUUGAAAUACUGGGCUACGAUUGCCAAAUUGUAACUGUAGGCUCUAAUACUGCUCCGGAAGGAAACAUCACGUUGUUCGUCUUCCGGUGGUUCCCUCUCACCUCUCUAACAAGCAUUGCAGUUAUUUCAUUAGAUCGGAUGCAUGCCACGUUUCGUCCAUUUAGGCAUCGCAACAUCAAAAAAUGGGUCUACUGGGUAACUAUUGGAGCCAUCUGGGUUUUUGCUGCAGUUAUGUCAACUGCCAUGACGUUGGUAUCUCUGCACUCUGGAAGACAAGAGCCACUUCCCUUGUACUUAUGGCUUUCAUACUGUUGUUUGUGCCUACUUGUUAUCUGCGUUUCUUACACCUCCAUUGCUGUUAGAUAUUGGUGUGCAGUCCGUCCUCAACACCAUGGUGCGACCAGUAGGCAAAGAAAACUAACUGUGACAUUACUCAUUAUGACUAUUGUAUCUUUGCUGUUUUGGCUACCGUACCUAAUUUUUACGUUUGUUAUU